Molecule: messenger RNA, 1212 nt
Organism: Ornithorhynchus anatinus (platypus)
Lineage: Eukaryota; Metazoa; Chordata; Mammalia; Monotremata; Ornithorhynchidae
Gene: APOA1
Product: apolipoprotein A1
Exons: 4
Coding region: 118-918 (266 amino acids)
Biological process (GO): lipoprotein metabolic process; lipid transport
Cellular component (GO): extracellular region
Molecular function (GO): high-density lipoprotein particle receptor binding; lipid binding
Source: RefSeq, a predicted model, not a curated record
CUCUCCGGGAGCCCGCCCCCCUCCUGGCAGCAUAAAGAGCCGCAGCAGGGGCAUGCGGGGAAACGCGGUGAGGUGUUGCUGUCCACAGAAAGCCCGGCUGAGCUCGGAGUGGUCAGGAUGAAAGCCAUAGUCUUCACCCUCGCCGUUCUCUUCCUCACGGGGAGCCAGGCGCGCCACUUCUGGCAGCAGGAUGAACCCCAGAGCACCGGGGACCAGCUGAAGGAUUUCAUCACCGUCUACCUGGAAGCCGUGAAGGAGAGCGGCAAGGAUGCCGUGGCGCAAUUCGAGUCCUCCUCCGUGGGCAAACAGCUCGACCUGAAACUCCUCGACAACCUGGAGGCGCUGAGCACCAACGCCGCCAAGCUACGGGAACAGCUGAGCCCCCUCUACCAGGAGGCCCGGGACAGGCUGGAAAGAGACAGCGAGGCCCUCCGCCGGGAGCUGACCCAGGACCUGGACGAAGUGAAGAGCAAGAUCCAGCCCUACCUGGACCAGUUCCAGACCAAAUGGCAGAGUGAGCUGGAGUCUUACCGCCAGAAAGUGGUGCCCUUGGGGGAGGGCCUGCGCCAGGACGCCCGGCAGAAGCUGGAGGACCUGCAGCAGAAAUUGACCCCGCUGGCCGAGGAGGUGAGAGACCGGCUGCGCGGACACGUGGAGGAGCUCCGCCAGCAACUCAAGCCCUACAGCGACGAGCUCCAGACCAAGCUCAACCAGAAGCUGAAGAACCUGAGCGACAACGGCCUGCCCAAGGCCUCCGAGUACCAGGCCCGGCUGGUGGAGCACCUGACGGCCCUGCGGGAGAAGGCGGCACCCAUCGUGGAGCAGCUGCGCCAGGACCUCACCCCCUUUGCCGACAGCGUCAAAACCCGGCUGCUCAACCUCCUGGAGGAGGUGCGCAAGAAGCUGGCCAGCUCCUGAGGGCCUGGCCUGGAGUCCAGUCUCCUCUCCCCUCCCUCUCCUCCUCAAGCCCCCCCAUCCCCAAACCCCGCCGGGCAUCAGGUGACUCCGCUAGGGACCCCGUCCGCUCUCACGCGAGGUCCACCUGAGCCCUCAUCUGGCUGAGAGCCGGAGAGGGGUCCCUGUGGGGAGGUGUGCGGAGAUGGUGGCGGGUGCAGGGGGCAUCAAAGACACCUCGCCUCCACCACCCCACCCUGUCCCCUCGGGCUCGUCCACCUCCGUUUCGGUGAAUAAAGUGUUUUAAGUUAUCAUUGA